AAUUAUCUCCCUCAAAAACACUAUAAUAAAUAAUUGUGUGAUGUUUGAGUUGACUGAGAAUUGUUUGAGGUGCUGUGUGUUGUUUAAUUUGUCGGCAGUGUAUUGUAUUUCAAAAAUAGGAUCUUAAUUAAGACUAGAUCUACUAUACUGCAGAGAGGAGUUAUUCAAUCCAGGCUACAUGUAUUAAACUGCUGUUGGUGCAUGCAAUGCAUAGAUAGAGUGCAUGUACAUGUGUAGAAAUGCUCCAGAGCUGAGCCGCCCCCACAACACAGAGGUCAAAGUUCAUGGAUACUUUCUCUUGUUAGGGUAAUUAUGAUAAAGGCUAGUAUGGCUAGGCUAGAUAAAGGUCUAUGUAGACUCUACCAUUUAAUAUGCAUUAUGCUAUGCCAGUGACUAAUCUAGAUCCAGCUAUCUAUAUUUUGAGGAAGCAAUAUCCCUGAACAUUCCUGUACAUUUUGAUUUACUAGAAAACGAUGGCUGCACUCACACUCGACGAUUUGAUUCAGGAAACUAAAGUAACAGACGCUCAAUUGGGACUGAAAUGUACUGUAAAGCACUUGAAGGAACUUGCACCAUCUGUCGGAAACUACCCCAAAUUUGCCUCUGCAUUCAACUUGACUGGUGGUGACCUAUCUAAUAUUGAAACUGAUCUCAAAUUGUCAUACACCUCAAAAACGGAGCAAGUGUUUCUAUGGUGGAGUAAAAAUACCAAGAGUUCGACCUAUUUGACGUUUGUGGAAACAUGCCUCAACCUCAAGGAAGGCGGCUUAGCACGUGAAAUGUGCAUACUCUGUCAAGAUACAAAAGACAAGGAGCCAAUUACCUCUGAAUCUGCAUGUCUAAGUACCUCCAAGUUCCCAGUCCUGUCUACUCAAGGUCUGCUACAGAAAACGAAAUUAUCGACUAGGCAUGUAUGUGCAUUUCUGGUGGUAGUCUCCGCGAUCCUAGGCCUGUAUGUCACUGGCUUACCGGAUUGGAAUACAAUAAAACUUAUUGCAGAAGAUUCACCCUUUGCAUCUGCAAGCACCUCUCCACAAGCUUCACAGCCUCCCGAGACAGAGGGGAUGCAGAUGUUUUGUACCACUGACAAAGAGGAGCUGGAACAUGUUGACUCAGCUGAUCCCUACAAGAUCCCAACAGAUACUCAGGGUGCAUGGGUAGCACCACACCACUUGCUGUGGGAUGUGAAGCAACUUCCCGAUCUGAAAGUGUAUUUUUUGAAUCCGGAAAUUCUUGAGGAUGAGCACUGGAAAUGUGGGCAUGCGGGUCCCUUAACAGUCGACAUUAUCCUGGCUUGGGCCGCUGUCUGGAAUAGCCAUGCUGAUCACUACCCUAAAAUUUCUAAUUAUGUAGCAAAAAGGGAAAAAGCUCAUAUCCGGGUGAUAUUUAAGAAGGACAAGAAGGUGAUCUCAUCGUCAAAGGUCGGACGUUCGGCAUUAGAUGUUGACACGAAUGAGCCGACAAUGGUGCUCAACUUGUAUCGCAUGACAAAAGCUCUCCAGAGAAGCAUUGUGAUUCAUGAAUUUGGCCAUGCUCUAGGACUGUAUCAUGAGCAUCAGCGAUCCGACUUCUGGGAUGUGCUGGAAUCAAAAGACAAGGACAACCAGUAUCGAUUCAUUAUUGGGAUAGAUCAAAUGAAAACUGGAGAUGGUGGUAAUUGCAAUCCAGCUGUUGAUGCUGUGUUCAGAGAUGAUAAUGCGCCACUCGAAAGUCAAAAAUCCAGUUACGACCCAGACAGCAUUAUGCACUAUUGGUUUGACACAAACUGGUUGUUAAAGAAGUAUCGAAAGCGUUCAAGUGUGGCUAAACAUGUGGAAGAUGAGCGAGAGAGAAAGGUGUUGUUGGGAGUUCAUGACCGUGACUACCACAAUGGGCAGCUGGCAGAAAAUCCCUCCAAGCUAGACUAUGAAACAUUGAAUAGGGCUUAUGAAGUAAUAAGCGGGCAAAGGUUGCCCAUAACUACAGUUGCUGAUGGCCCUCCAGGCAUUUCCCAGAAAACAAAGCCUGAAGGAUCAUCAAUAGGAUCAUCAUCAGAAGAGUAUUCCAGCAAACACCCGAAAGUGGUAGAAACUGUGAAACAAUCAGUUGUUUUGAAUGAAACGGAUAUUUUAACAAUUUGUGAGAAGCUGAAGAGUGCUCGCAAAGAUUGGUUCGAUUUGGGAGCGGCAUUUGGACUGAAGUAUUCACGGUUGAAAGACAUUGAAGACCUAUACCCUGAUAAUAAGCGCCGCCUAAGGGAGAUGAUAAGCAAGCGUCUUGAAGGCGCUGAUUCAGAUAAUCCAGUCACAUGGCCCUACAUCUGCGAAUGUCUAAGAAGUCCUACUGUUGAGCGUAAAGAUGUAGCUAAUCAACUUGUAGCAAUAGGACUAUGUGGCUAGUAUGAAAAUGAAAUUGUGGUGCUAGUUUUAUAUAUAAUUAAUUAUAUUACCCGUUUUUCGUAUUUUUCUCUGCUUGUCAACUUUGUACUGAGUUACGUG
Molecule: messenger RNA, 2477 nt
Organism: Halichondria panicea
Lineage: Eukaryota; Metazoa; Porifera; Demospongiae; Suberitida; Halichondriidae
Exons: 10
Coding region: 474-2378 (634 amino acids)
Biological process (GO): proteolysis
Molecular function (GO): metalloendopeptidase activity; zinc ion binding
Source: RefSeq, a predicted model, not a curated record